CACUGCACCCCCUGCAACCUCAAUUGCACAACACAACAUACACCAUCACACAUCAUGUCACGUUCUGAACCUGUACCAUCUCUGGGGAAAGUCGUCGUUGUAGGUGGCUGCGGGUUUCUGGGCAGUCACAUUGUGAGUCUCAUCGUCAAGCGCCAUCCUGAGACGCAAGUCGAGGUUCUCGACCUGCGAACGACGUCCAACCGCAAUGCCAGCCCCAACGUAUCCUACCAUGACGGGGACAUCACAGAUGCCACCGCUAUGAAGAAUAUCUUCUCCCACAUCAGACCAGACGCGGUCAUCCACACUGCUUCCCCACACGUAUGGCUCAAGCCAGAGAUCCACGACCAGGUCAAUGUCCAAGGCACCAAGAACUUGCUGAAGGCGGCGCAAGAUGCUGGAGUCAAGGCAUUCGUGUACACGAGCUCUGCAAGCGUCAUUCUUCCGGCCACAGGCGACCUCAAUAACGCGGACGAGAGGUGGCCGCUAGUUACUGGCGCGGCGCAGCCAGAGUAUUAUACUACUACCAAGGCCUAUGCCGAAACAUACGUCCUCGAAGCAAAUCGCACACCAGAGACCUUCCUGACCUGCGCCAUCCGACCCGCAGGCAUCUUCGGCGAAGGCGAUGUCCAAUUGCUCCCCCGCAUAGUUGGUGCCUACCGCAAAGGCCAGACCAAGUUCCAGGUCGGUGAUAACACCAAUAUGUUCGACUUCACCUACGUAGGGAACGUCGCCCACGGACACCUCCUCGCUGUCAUCGCUUUGCUCCGGACCCACAAGAUGCUGCCUACCACGCCCCUCGACACCGAGCGCGUCGAUGGCGAGGCCUUCUUCAUCACGAAUGGCGAGCCCACAUACUUCUGGGACUUUGCGCGCGCGGUGUGGCACGAGGCUGGGGAUCGGUUGCCGCUGUCAAAGGUCUGGCAUCUACAUGAAGAGGUUGCGUGGACGAUUGGAACGAUCCUAGAAUGGGCCUUCUGGGUGGUUGGCAAGAAGCCAAACUUGACGAGGGACCAAGUUAGGUACAGCACGAUGAAAAAGUACCACAACAUCGACAAAGCGAGGCGGCGUUUGGGGUAUUCGCCGAUCGUGAGUUUGCACGAGGGCAUCAAGCGGGGUGUGAGUUACAUCUUGGAGCAGGAUGAGAAGGAGGCGCAGAAGAAGGGGCAGUAAUUGAAAUCGGGUUGUCGGGGCCUCGUGGCAUCUACAUAGCAUCUACGUAACACCUCUGUAUUGUAGAUAUUGUAAUCUCAUAUCUCACGUCAGCUUCUGAAGACUGGCGGGUGAU
Messenger RNA from Dothidotthia symphoricarpi CBS 119687, 1285 nucleotides. RefSeq lists its product as uncharacterized. The coding region runs from base 55 to 1170 and encodes 371 amino acids. The record is from RefSeq and is a predicted model, not a curated record. Gene Ontology annotation, molecular function: 3-beta-hydroxy-Delta5-steroid dehydrogenase (NAD+) activity. Lineage: Eukaryota; Fungi; Ascomycota; Dothideomycetes; Pleosporales; Dothidotthiaceae. Gene Ontology annotation, biological process: steroid biosynthetic process. The transcript has 2 exons.